Puntigrus tetrazona (Sumatra barb) is the source of this 2556-nucleotide messenger RNA. Its product is annotated as extracellular calcium-sensing receptor-like. Gene Ontology annotation, biological process: G protein-coupled receptor signaling pathway. The record is from RefSeq and is a predicted model, not a curated record. Gene Ontology annotation, molecular function: G protein-coupled receptor activity. Gene Ontology annotation, cellular component: membrane. Lineage: Eukaryota; Metazoa; Chordata; Actinopteri; Cypriniformes; Cyprinidae.
AUGCUGAUUCUGGACCUACUACUGCUCUUGUCAGCAUUGAUCAAAGCAGAACAGCCAUACUGUAGGCAACAGGGCAAAGCACAGCCGCCUGAGUUCAUCAGUGAUGGUGCUCUUAAGAUCGGAGGCAUCUUCACAUUUUACACAGGCUAUACAGGGGUGGUUCCAAAGUUUACCAGAUUACCUCCUCAACCAAAAUGCAAGGAUAUCAAUUAUAGGGAAUUUAAAUUUGCAUGCACUAUGAUCUUCGCGAUAGAGGAAAUAAAUAAAAACCCAAAUAUACUCCCAAACCACACACUGGGGUAUGAAAUCUUCAAUGCUUGUGGAUUCUCUAACAUUCUUCAGUCUGCACUUUCACUGUCCAGUGGACAAGAUGGCGUCUUCGAUGAAUUAAACUGCACCAAGACCGAUACUGUACAGGCUAUAAUAGGUCAUUCCGGAUCCACUCCGACCAUUGGGUUUGCUAGAAUAACUGGCCGAUUUCAAAUACCCGUGAUCAGUCAUUUUGCUACCUGUGCUUGCCUAAGCAACAGAAAAGAGUUUCCUUCUUUCUUCAGAACUAUUCCCAGUGAUUACUACCAGAGCAGAGCACUGGCCCAGCUGGUAAAACAUUUUGGUUGGACAUGGGUGGGAGCCUUAAGCAAUGACAAUGAUUAUGGUAAAAAUGGCAUUGCCACAUUCAUCAAGGCUGCACAAGAGGAAGGAAUCUGUAUUGAAUACUCUGAAGCUUUUGAAAGCACAGGUUCGAAAACGUCAUUAACAAAUACUGUAGACACCAUCAGAACCUCCACAUCUAAGGUAAUCGUGGCUUUCAUGUCACACAGAGAGAUUAAGAUACUGGUGGAUGAGUUAUACAGUCAAAACAUUACGGGACUGCAGUGGAUCGGAAGUGAUGCCUGGAUCACAGAUGACUCUUUUGUAGAUAGCCAAGGCCAUGCUUUGCUAAUUGGAUCUAUAGGAUUCACUGUCCGCAAUGCUCAAAUACCUGGACUAGGCCCUUUUCUACAAGAUGUCAAUCCCUCUCAGUUUCCAAAAAGUAUGUUUCUCAAAGAAUUCUGGGAAAGCGUUUUUCAGUGCUCGCUGAGCCCAAAUGCAACACAAAGGUCAUGCAAUGGCUCAGAGCACUUAAAAUAUGUCAAACAUCCUUUUACCGAUGUGUCUGAUUUGAGAUAUGCCAAUAAUGUCUACAAGGCUGUAUAUGCAAUUGCUCAUGCAUUGGAUAAUUUAUUGUCAUGUAAGCAACAUAAAGGCCAAUUUUCUAAUGCCACCUGUGCCCAAGAAACUACAAUACAACCUUGGCAGAUUUUACAUUAUCUGCAGACUGUGAAUUUCACCAUGAAUGGGGGAGAGACAUUGUUUUUUGAUAGCAAUGGUGACUCCCCUGCGAGAUAUGAACUGGUAAACUUGCAAAAGGUCACAAAAGGCACAAUGGAAGUAGUCACAAUUGGCUACUAUGAUGCAACUUUGCCUCGAGGGCAACAAUUUAUCAUGAACAAUGUCAACACCAUCUGGGGAGGAGGCCUAAGGACUGUGCCUGUGUCUGUGUGCAGUGAGAGCUGUCCCCUAGGAACUAGGAAAGCGGUGCAGAAAGGAAGGCCCAUCUGCUGUUUUGACUGUAUUUCAUGCCCUCCAGGAGAGAUUAGUAACACAACAGAUUCAUCUGACUGUGUGAAGUGCCCUUUUGGAUACUGGUCCAAUAGCAGAGGUGAUGAGUGUAUCAUAAAGACAGUGGAAUUCCUGUCAUUCACCGAAAUCAUGGGUAUCAUUUUGACAAUGUUUGGGAUACUUGGGGCAAUUCUAACUAUGUUUAUAUUUGCAGUAUUUUUUCACCACAAAGACACACCGAUAGUAAAAGCCAACAACUCAGAGCUGAGCUUCCUGCUGCUCUUCUCACUCUCUCUGUGUUUCCUCUGUUCUCUUACUUUCAUUGGUCGACCCACUGAGUGGUCCUGUAUGUUGCGUCACACAGCAUUCGGGAUCACUUUUGUUCUCUGUAUCUCCUGUGUUUUGGGGAAAACAGUAGUGGUGUUAAUGGCCUUUAAAGCUACACUUCCAGGAAGAAAUGUCAUGAAAUGGUUUGGGCCUCUUCAACAGAGAAUAAGUGUUGUUGGCUUUACUCUUGUACAGGUUCUCAUCUGUUCGCUUUGGUUAACAAUAUCACCACCUUCCCCAUAUAUGAACAUGAGCUAUUACAGAGAAAGGAUUAUCCUAGAGUGCAGAUUAGGUUCAGCGCUCAGCUUUUGGGCUGUUCUGGGUUACAUUGGCUUAUUGGCUGUCUUGUGUUUUAUUCUGGCUUUUCUAGCUAGAAAGCUGCCUGAUAACUUUAAUGAAGCUAAAUUCAUCACAUUCAGCAUGCUCAUAUUCUGUGCUGUCUGGAUUGCCUUUAUCCCAGCUUACCUAAGCACACCAGGGAAGUUUACAGUAGCAGUGGAGAUAUUUGCCAUUUUAACAUCCAGUUAUAGUCUACUGAUCUGUAUUUUCAUUCCAAAAUGUUAUGUUGUCCUGCUAAGACCAGGUGCAAACACAAAAAAACAUUUACUAGGGAAAAUUACACAUUAA